AUGUCUGUUCGAUUAUCUGGAUACAUGGUUACUGAAGAUGUGCUCCUUUGUCAAGUAUUCAUAGAUAUUUCUCAAGACCCUAUUAUCAGUAGAAACCAGUCUCGAGAUGCAUUUUGGUCUCGUGUGGAGGACAUAUACAAUGAACUUCGAGAUCAGCAUUUUGAGUUAGUUCGAGCAAAGAUGUUAUUUAUGCAAGAACCAAAGUACAAAAAAGGUUUCAAAUUUGAUCUUGUCUGGAAUAUGGUUAAAAAUUUUGAAAAAAUUAAAGAUGAUGUCCCCACAGCAAGACAAGUUGGUCGAAGACAACCCCAAAGUGUGAACUUCGACUCGUCACAAUCAGAUAAUCCCACUCCGGAUUCUCCUAUAUCAACAUCUCCUGAACUGUCAUCAUUUACUCCACCUGAAUGA
Messenger RNA from Asparagus officinalis (garden asparagus), 408 nucleotides. RefSeq lists its product as uncharacterized. NCBI's taxonomy places the organism in Eukaryota, Viridiplantae, Streptophyta, Magnoliopsida, Asparagales, Asparagaceae. Bases 1 to 408 code for a protein of 135 amino acids. The transcript is spliced from 2 exons. The record is from RefSeq and is a predicted model, not a curated record.